GUCAGACUACUGUUAAAAAAAAGGGUGGGAAUCAGAAGAUGGGGCAAGAAGAGGCAGUAAAAACAGCUGUAUGCUCACAAGAUUACAUUUUAUACAUCUUUAGAGCAUCAUCCUGUAGCACCUGCCGAAUACCAUUUACACAGAGCCAAGCAUUGGCAAUUCAUUAAAGACUAAGCAGAACUUGGCAAUACACUAGCAGGUGGAACAGAGGAUUUGGGACCUUGACAGGGUGGUGCAAAUCAACAUGAAACCUCUGCAAUUAAAGUUUGGAAGUCACAGCACACUGCAUUUUAUUUCACUUGGAAAUUAAAUUGCUUGCUUAAAACGCUGCUAAGACAGACAAUCCUAAACCACUUCUCUAUGGCAUGUGGACUUCGGUGUUGAGUAAAAAAAUGAAUCUUUCCACGUGGAAAUAGGCCAAUUAUUUUUCAGUGUAAUUCUAAAAAUCAAAGAAAUUAACAAACCACUUCUGCAUGCUGUGACUGCAAACAUCCCUCUCUGCAGAAAAUGUGAAUGUGGCAAGAACUCGGAUAGAGCAAAAUCAGAGACACCAGAAUGCUGAAUAUUUUACUGAAAGGCUGUGCUGAAUAAGCCAUGGAUUACUCUUUUGGAGGCUUCAGAGAUACUCAUCAUGAGGAUGUGGGGCUUCGCCAAAGGAGCAGCGUCAGGUCCCUGGCCCCGUAUUUUCCAGAAAAUGGGGGCCUCGGCCGCAACUAGUGCGUUCGACAUCUGAAGACCUUCGCUUAAAGGCCUGAAGACCUGGGAGCCCUCUUGCUGCUUCACCUCCAGCGGCAGCACCGAGGUUGACCCUCGGGAGAGGCAAAGGCCAUCUGGCGGUAACCCUGCGGAAGGGAACGGGGCAUUUCCCCCGCCGGCGGGCCCCGCUGAGGGGAGGGAGACGGCGGGCGCCAUUGGCAGCCCUGCCGGGGGGCGGCGCCAUUUGCAGCCCCUCGCGCCCCCUCCUCAAGAUGGAGGCGCGGCGACCGCUCGUCUCGCUGCCGUCGGGAGGCCCCCGCCCUCCCUCUUGGGAUGGAGCUGGACCCAACCCCUCGUCUCCCUUCCCCGGGCUCGCUGCCUACCCGCAGUGCGUCAUGGCCACAGCAGGGCACUAAACAAUAUUAGAGGAAACCAACUUUAAGACAUUUUCCUGCAGCUGGUUGGAAAAGCAGUUGUCACUGCCUUCCUGGUGCAGCAUGGCAUUUGGACUUGGUGUUCUCUGCCUGUUACUGUGGGCAAUAACAGGUUCCAGCUGUGAGCAGUGCAGAGAAGGAGCCACGUACUCAGGUGCAGUAAUAUCUCCCAACUUAGAAACCACUAAAAUUAUGCGAGUUCCUCAUGCUAUGUCAGUGUCGGACUGCAUCGCAGCAUGUUGUGACCUCUCUGGCUGUGACUUGUCCUGGAUGUUUGAACGACGCUGUUACAUUGUGAACUGCCAACACAAAGAGAAUUGUGAACCUAAAAAAAUUGAAACUGUGAAGUCCUAUCUCACUUUCGUGCUGAGGUCUUCUCAGAGGCCGGCCUCGCUGCUAGGAUUUGGGCAGGUGAUCCCAAGCAUGGUUCACUCUGUAGGACUCCAGAAUGAACCGUCUGAGGAAAUGAGUAGCCUGAAGGAGCUGUCUCUGCUUGGCAAAGAUCCCAGCCUUGAGGAGAUACCUGAAUACAUUGAUGAUUAUAAAGAGUUGGAGCAGGACCCCUUCCAGGUGAACAUCAAACAUGAACAGAAGGAGAGCAUGGAUUAUGCUGACUGGGGCCUGAUGGUGGCAGGUGAGAACAGCUUCAACUCUUCUGUGGGCGAUCAUGGAAAUAACCAGGAAGACUUUGCUGAAAAGAAAGGGAUGGCUGGGAAGGUGGAAAACCUGAAUAAAACCAGCUCUGAACUGAACUCUGUCACUGAGCACUCCAUAGAGAGCUUGCUGUCUCUCCCGGAGAUUACACCAUUCCCUGGGAAGACAUUUGGAAGUGAAGCAGCUGUUCAGCUUGCACAGCCUGACGAUGCUUUGCAAAAAGAGGCUGCCACGCCUUCCCCUUCUUCAGACAAACUGGAUUUCUCCCCAGGUGUGUCAGAGAAGACCCAGACUCCCACAGUGGCCCCAGAGAAUGUCACUGAAGGUGGGAUCAUGCUACUUCCCACUAAUACUGUGCCAUCUGAGCCCACACAGCAAUUCACCCCCCUUGCUACUGUUGCUGAAGCAGAUACAGUAAAAGAACUUAUUGUGUCUGCUGGAGAUAACGUACAAGUGAUGCUACCCAAAAAUGAGGUUGAACUGAAUGCCUUUGUUGUCCCACCACCACCUACAGAAACAGCCUACACCUAUGAGUGGAGCUUAAUCAGUCACCCUGCUGACUAUGGUGGUGAAAUGGAGCGCAGGCACAGCCAGACCUUGAAACUCUCCCAUUUAUCGGUGGGACUUUAUGCCUUCAAAGUGACGGUUGCUGGUGAAAAUGCCUUUGGUGAAGGUUUUGUAAAUGUCACAGUCAAACCAGCAGUCAGAGUUAAUCAGCCACCCAUUGCCAUUGCUUCGCCCAAAGUACAAGAAGUUUCUCUGCCUACAACUUCUACCUUCAUUGAUGGCAGUCAAAGUAUGGAUGAUAUGAAGAUAGUGAGUUACCACUGGGAGGAAGUUAAAGGUCCUUUGCGAGAGCAGAAGGCGUCUGCUGACACACCUGUCUUGCAUUUGUCUAACCUUGUUCCUGGAAACUACACUUUCAGACUCACAGUAAUUGAUUCAGAUGGAGCAUCCAACUCCACCACUGCAUCUCUGACUGUCAACAAACCAGUGGAUUACCCACCUAUUGCCAACGCAGGACCUAACCAGGCGCUCACCUUGCCCCAGAACUUCAUCACGCUGAAUGGAAACCAGAGCAGUGAUGACCAUGAAAUAGUCAGCUAUGAGUGGUCACUCAGUCCCAAAAGCAAAGGCAAGGUUGUAGCAAUGCAGGGCGUGCGGACGCCGUACCUCCAGUUAUCUGCAAUGCAGGAGGGAGAUUAUACGUUUCAGCUGACUGUCACAGACUCUGUGAGGCAGCGGUCCACAGCCGAGGUCACUCUGAUCGUACAACCUGAAAGUAACAGUCCUCCAGUAGCAGUAGCUGGUCCUGACAAGGAAUUGACCUUCCCAGUAGAAAGUACUACUCUGGAUGGAAGCAGAAGCCAAGAUGACCAAGGCAUUGUCUUCUAUCAUUGGGAAAAUAUCAGUGGACCAAGCUCUGUACAGAUGGAAAACGGUGACAAAGCAAUAGCAACUGUGACUGGUCUUCAGGUUGGUACCUAUCGCUUCAGGCUGACUGUGAAAGACCAGCAGGGCUUAAGCAGUGCAUCUGUGCUGUCUGUCACUGUGAAGGAAGAAAACAACAGUCCACCCCAGGCGCGUGCUGGUGGGAAGCAUGUUCUAGUGCUUCCAAAUAACUCUGUUACCUUGGAUGGCUCAAGGUCUGCUGAUGACCAGGGGAUCGUGUCGUAUUUGUGGAUUCGGGAUGGUCAAAGCCCAGCAGCUGGGGAUGUGAUCCAUGGCUCAGACCAUGAGGCAGUACUGCAGCUAACUAAUCUGGUGGAAGGAACCUAUACUUUUCACUUGAAAGUAACGGAUGCAAAAGGAGGCUCAGAUAUUGAUUCAGCAACUGUUGAAGUACGACCUGAUCCCAGAAGGAGUGGUCUGGUGGAGCUGAUUCUGCAAGUUGGAGUGGGGCAGCUGAGCGAACAGCAGAAGGACACCUUGGUGAGACAGCUGGCUGUAUUGCUGAAUGUUUUGGACACAGAUAUCAAAGUUCAGAAGAUACAAGCCUACUCAGAUAUAAGCACUGCGGUUGUGUUCUACGUGCAGAAUGGGCAUCCUUCCAAGGUGAUCAGGGCAUCAGAUGUCUCACGAACUCUGCACGUGCAGCUUUUGAAGGAGAAGGCUGACUUCCUGCUUUUUAAAGUCCUGCGGGUUGACACGGCUGCCUGCCUUUUAAAAUGCUCUGGACAUGGACACUGUGACCCCAUAACAAAGCGCUGCAUUUGCUACCAGCUGUGGAUGGAAAAUCUGAUUCAUCGUUAUCUAACUGAUGGAGAGAGUAAUUGUGAGUGGAGUAUACUCUAUGUGACUGUAUCUGUUUUUAUUUUGAUUGUCGUCAUGGUAGGGCUUGGCUGGUUCUGCAUCUGCUGCUGCAAAAGAAAGAGGACAAAGAUAAGAAAGAAAACAAAAUAUACCAUCCUAGAUAACAUAGAUGAGCAGGAGAGAAUGGAGCUGCGACCCAAGUAUGGUAUAAAACACAGAAGUACAGAACACAACUCCAGCCUGAUGGUCUCUGAGUCAGAGUUUGACAGUGAUCAGGACACUAUCUUCAGCAGAGAAAAGAUUGAAAGAGAGAAUACUAAAACACUCAUGAAUGGAUCCAUCAGAAAUGGAGUUUCCUUCAACUACAGCUCCAAAGACAGAUAACUGAAUGAUGGUAAAAGCACCGAACAUGCUGGUCCAACACAUCUGAAACAUGUCAGCCCACCUCUGUUUUUCCAGAACCAAAAGCUUCCUAAAAUAUCAACUAAUUGCAGAUAAAUUUCUAGCACAGUUAGGAGAAGGAAGGAGGAAGGAUUAGGUGGUCAGCUAACUUCUCUUGUCACCAUUAUAGGAACAAGGAAAAGCACAUCUUACUUCUUGCAUGUUCCAUGCUGAAUGUUUGUCUGAACUUCAGAAGGCCUUUUUUCCUGUAUCACUGCUGCAAAACUAGCCAGGGCUGCUACGCUACUGAUAGUAACUGAGAUGCAUACAGAUUCAUGUCCUGUGCACCUGUCAGAGAAGCAGUGUGAUUGUGUUGCCAAUAUAGAUAAAUUCCCUUAGAGGUACAAAGAGCAAUAUGUGACCACAGGCUCCAUCUUCAUUUUCAGUUUAGUUUGGGAACACGAUAGAGCAUUUUUAGUGUAUUGUAUUUAACUCUGACUGUGCUUGUGACUUCUAGGGUAGUGCUCAUCGGAUGGAAGUGUCUUUGUUUCCAAAGGAAGUUUACAAUGAGCAGUUGCACUUACUCAGCUGUAAUGCGAUACAUCUAUAUCCUGGAGGGUGCAAUGUUCCCUGUAUUAACAUAGAAAGUAUGGUGCCUGCAGGGAAGUCCAGUCUUAGGUUGCUUCUGUAAUGAAGCUCUCUGGAGACUGCCACCUCCAGCCAGGAAACAGUAGCAGAAAGGCAUGAAGGACUCAGUGCCAUGUUCCUUCAGAAGCAUUUUGAAUAUCCCAAACAACCUUUUGCUUAGAGAGCACUUCUAAGGAGCUCAGGAUCUUUUAAGACUGAACCCUCAGCUGGGAUGAGUUUUCAUUUGUCAGCCUCAGUGCUCAGCUAAAGAGUGUGCCAGGCAUUUGUGUAGUGAAAUGCUUGUGGCAAAGUACCCUAUGUGGAGCAGGAGGUUCAACACCUACUUUCCUUCUCAUGGGAAUUGGCACUCUGGAAGGUUUUGGCUUGAAUGUUAGAUUGUUUUACUUUUUGUUUGCAAUCUGGAUAAUUUCAGUGUGCUUGUUAGGCUUUAAAGACAUGCCCCUGAUAGCGUUCUUGAAAUCUCAAACUGAAGACCUGGAUUUUAUACAUAAGCCUCACUUGUGAGGGGCAUCUGUGUUGGUGAUACUGUCUGGCCAUGACAUCAGCCUUUCCUGGGGGUCUUUUACUGACGUGCUGAAGUCUUGGGCUGAGCUGGAGGAAUGAUAUGUUCCAAGGGAGAAAACAUUCCUUUGGGAGCAUUUUGGAGAGGUUUUGUUGGGUUUUUUAAACUUUUUUUUUUUUUUUUUUUAAAUCUGGUGGUGGAGAAUUCAUUAACAGAAGGGUGAAGCAGUAUAGAGAUCAAGGGCAGCAGUUGAGAAGGGUCAGGGAGGAGACAUAGCCCACCUCAUCGCAGAGCCUCAAACUAGAUGAGGCAAGUACUCAAAAUUAGAUUUAUUCCAAUCGCAGUUGUUUAGCAUUCUGACAAAUGCUAGUGAACUACAGGUUUGGAUGUGUGUCAAACAGAACUAAUGCUACAUAGCUGACUUAAGCUUAAGUUUUAGGGAUGUUGACCCAAAAAUCAAUCACCCAAUAACAUGAGGGCUCUCAGCCUCAAGGAGUUACCUUGGGCAGCGUCCCGAUCCGAGGGGAGAGUCCCUGGAUGCAGACACGCUGCUCCAAGGAGGGCUUUAUCAGUUUGCCUCUGGGGGUGGGGAGGCCCCCAUUUAUACCCUAGUCGAAUCUGAUCUGUGGUCAUACAUGGUCAGUGGUCUAGAAAUGUCUCUCAACUGGGGCGUUCUGUUGGCUGAAGGCUUUGACUGUUGGUGGAAGGGCCUUGCAUUUCUUAUCCCUCCACCAGGUGUGGUGUGUAUGUGACCUCCAAACUGCGGCUUCUAGUUUUAACUUUCCUUUCAGCAGUGGAGAGGUUCUGAUCUUUAUUGGGGUGGGUGCACCUGCCACAAUCUCCAUCAUGAGGAAUAAUCUGAUGGAGAAUUUUGGGACUUUUUUCUAUCCUUUCAUAGAAGCCCAACACAACAGAGUAGUUGGGUUUAACAUUGUGGCUUCUGGGCUUCUCUUGUUAAUGAAGUUGGGCAAAAGUCAGAACUGUCUAGGUUAGAAGGAAUCAUUAGUCAAAACUUGCAGCAACGUGGCAUGCUCAUAACUGGUUUCAUAUUUUUGAUUCUCAAAUGCAGCCAGCAACAGUCCCUAAGGCUGUUAAUGCUGCACCGAGGAGCAUUUAUCCUGUGCCCAAUGCUGCAUUUCUUUGGAGAGCUGAGUGUAGCUGCAGGAGUCAUAGUGGUGGGAGAGGCUGUGAAGAGCUAAAAAGGGCUAAUGCAAGCAUUUUCCACGUUUUUUCCCAUUCCCACCAGCAAGAUGCAGUAUAUAUGGUAUGACUUGCUUUCCUGGGAAGCCAAGUUUUAAUUCUCUGUGUAUGGGGCUUUUAGGCUAUUUAUUGAAAAAAAUUACUUUAGCUCACCCUCCCCCUUCUUGAGUGUGUGUGUGUGUGUAUAUAUAUUUUUAAAUAACUGGGUCAGUAAAAGCAAGGUCAGCUUUUGAUGUCUUUCAGUUUCUGCUCCAGAUGCAAUGCUCACUUCUGGUACAGAUGCAUUCCUGAAGAAAGUUAAGGCCCGCUCAAAGUACUGAUUCUUAUUUUUUUUUUUUUCCUUUUAAAUCAAAGUGUUGGGCUUAAUCCAUUCUAUCCAUUCUGCACAAAUUACCCAAAUGGUCUAGCAGGAAUUUUGCUCUUUAGAAACAUACAUUUAAUAAAAGUUGUUGUAUAAGCAACUAUUGGCCACGCUGCCGUUAAUAGUUCUGCUAAAUACUGUAUCCAGUGUGCCUUUAUCCAUAAACUUAUCUUUUAGUGCAUGUCAAUGCAGUCAGCAGUAUCCUUCAGUUUUGUGAAGUCAGUCAUGUCUGUGUUUUGAGUUUAUCUUAUGUUUUUAAAGUUGGUGCUGAAUCCUAGGAGGCUGUUCUUUCAAGCAAUUAAAAUUCAGACAUCAUCUUUAAAAAAAAAAAAAAAAAAAGCCC
Molecule: messenger RNA, 7472 nt
Organism: Tyto alba (common barn owl)
Lineage: Eukaryota; Metazoa; Chordata; Aves; Strigiformes; Tytonidae
Product: KIAA0319 ortholog
Exons: 21
Coding region: 1194-4421 (1075 amino acids)
Biological process (GO): negative regulation of dendrite development; neuron migration
Cellular component (GO): cytoplasmic vesicle; plasma membrane
Source: RefSeq, a predicted model, not a curated record